CCGAGGAGAUGCACUUAAAACCAGACAGUGGUUUUUAAUAACCAGCCAUCUUCUGAAAGGCAGUUUCUGCUCGGUUCGGCUGGGGCUGCGUGUGCCAUCAUGACAAAUGGGGCCUGCUGAGACCUGAUGGAACGGCUCUGCGAAGCAGCACAAGUGAUGGAGAGCUGCAGCCCGUGGCACUGCUGCUUCCUGCUUCCCUUUAACAAUACUGACCUUCGUAGCCUUUCAGGCUGUGUUUCCUGUAAUGUGUUUGAUUUGCAUUAACGCUUCCAUAAGCUUUGUCAAGCCCUUGAAGUUAGCAGCAGGAUUACAGCAACUGCUGUUGAGCACUGUAAGAGAUGGAAAAUAGUCAACUUCGUGUUGCAAAUACAUGUUAUUAAUAGAGUAAUGUGUGGCAUAUUGCUUAGUAAUAACUGAAGAGGAACCAGAUAGUUCCUUCUCUUCCCUUGGCAUCAUCCAAACUUUUUUCUAAACUAAGAAUCUGAGAAAAUAGCAGAAUUCCUUUUCUAAAGGGAAGGAGAGCAAAGCGAACCAAGAAAGAAAACUGCAAACCGAAUGGAGAGCACACGUUUGAAAGCUUCCUUACAUUUAGAAGUGAGAUAGUGAAAACUGGUGCAGUUAUUUUUAUCCUGAGGAGUCACCCUGCCCUGCAGAACACCAAGCAGUGCAGUGUGCACUGUUUGCUGUGGAACAGCUGAACGUCCAUGAGUCAUUUGUUUAAUCAUUUCUGACUCUUGGUGCCAGGCACCUGCCUUUUAAUUUGCUACGACCAACCUGAAACAUCUGUCAAUUUUUUCCCCAUGAAUUAAUAACUCUGUAAUUAAAAUCCAGCAGAGAGUUCAGCUAAGCCUGGUGGUUAAUUAGGACAGGAGAUAGCCCUGCGAGCAGCGUGGCAUUACGUUAGGUGGGGAUGGUGGACUCAAACCAGGGCUGGGGGACAUGGGGCUACCAGCAGGUGUGUGUUUUGGUAGCAGUUCUUCUGUUGUGGGCAAUCGGAUUGUGCUGCAAUUAGUAAUUCAGGACUCUGUUUGAAAAUCAUUUGCUUUACAUGCAGUUUCUUACAAAGGGUCUGGUUUUAGAUACUGCUGUUGUCCAAGUACUAAGGAAACAAGAAGCAGCAGAGGUGUAUUUAAUAAUUAAUCUCAUGUAGGAAAGUUGAGUCAAAACUUGCAAAAUUGUGCUAUGCAAUAGUGAUUUUUACCUUAGAUAUCUAGAAUCCAUUGCAAGGGAAUGCACUUCAGGAGAGGAGUUGGGUAAGAAGAUGACCUUGAGCAAAGUGGAGCUCCCAACAGCACAGCAGGGUGUUUGUCUCCAGCUUUGCCCCAGGGAGAAAGGAGAGGGAAGUUUUGUAUCAGUACCCCAUCUUUACAGUGGAGUCCCAAAGAGAGCUAAUGCAUAAUACCAAACAAAGGGAAUUGCACCAUUCUGAAAGAAUUGGUGUUCAGCCUUACACUAAACAAGGUGCCGUUUCAUUUUAAAGUAAUUUGUGGUUCUUAGAGUGUGUUAAUGAAGUGGGAUGGCUUCUGCUUGGAACUCUUCAGUGUUUUGGGACCAGGAAUGGGGCUGUGCAGAUUUGCUCAGCUUUGCCAUGUUGGUGUGGUCUGGGAAACAGCACGGAGCUGGUGGGAAAAACCUGAGUGGUGCAAUCCUCAGUCCCCAAAAUGAAAGUGGCUUCAUCCCUGGAUGUGCUUAAAAACCAUUUGGAUGUGGUGCUCAGGGCCAUGAUUUAGCGGAAGGUUGUUAGUGAGGGUAGUGUGGUUAGGUUGUGGUUGGACUCCAUGAUCUUUAAGGUCCUUUCCAACCUGAGGGAUUCUGUGAUUCAGAGAGCUUUGCAUUACAUGUACAGGGACAGUCUUUUUUCCUGAUGACAAGAUAGCUCACACUGCUAAGAAGCUGUAUGUGAAGCCCACAGUGUGAGUAAGCUCAGCAUGGCCCAUCCAGAAGUGCCUUUUCAAUGAAGCACCUUCACUGUGUGUACAGGGAGAUUGGCUGGCCAAGCUUGCCCUCUGCAGGCUGCACACACCUCUAUCGUUUGUUGCAGUAUUCUUUCCCUGUUCCUACAUGGGUAAAUUAAAUGUGCUGCUAGCACAACCGAGGUUGCUUUUUUUACGUUAAAAUAGUAAUUACUUCAACGGAUAUUUGGGGACAGCUCUGCAUUCUUAGUGAGGCUCGGUCCCAAAUAAGACAAGCAUUAAUUUAAUUUGCCCAAAUGGCUCUUGAUUAGGUUUGCUGUUAUCUGAAGGCAGUGAGCUAAUGGAGAUUAUGCAGAAGGGAUUUGAUGCAGCCCUCGAGCUGUUUGUUCAAGUUCAGCUCCCAGCACAGGCCAGAACCAGCAUCUGGUCUAAUGAGCUGCAGUGAGAAUCCCGCUGAUUGCAGCUCUGUUGUACGGGAUAACAAGGAGGAAUCAGCCUCAAACAGCUCAUAGGGAAGGCUGGGGAGGAAACACGGCUCUUGGGAGGCACGCAGGUACUGUGCGACUCCUCAGCAAACCUCUGCAGAAAUAAUGCUUUCUUAAAAAUCUCUCUGUUCUUAAACUGUACCUAAAGCCAUCUCUGUAGCGUAUACAGAUACAACACAUCACAGCAGGUACAAGUCAAUAUCAUGGAUCAGUUUAUGAGUAGGAGAGCUGUUGAAGUGAGAUACUCUGUUGUACAUGUACACAAAUCCUUACAAAUAAGACCAAAGAUUAAAUAAGGUAAAGUCUGACUUUACAACUUAACAAUAUAUAAACUAUAAACCCAGCAAAACUAGAGGGGAAGAAAUCUCUGGGUAGCUCUGACAAUUAAAGAUUUGGUUUUUGUCACAGCAUCCACAGUACCAGUAGUACGAAUCAAAUUGCAUUGAGAAGCCUGCUGCUGCUGGUGAAAGAGAUGCUGCACAAAGGGGGAGAUGUAGGUGGUGCCACUGGAUGCCUCUUUUUUCCCCCAAAACAUUUUGCAACCUGGAGAUGUUUGAUGCAUCUAUUAAGGCAAAGCAAAACCUGAAUUUACAGGGUCUUCAAAGAAGCUGAAAGUCAUUUUUCAGCACUUUCUCAGUGAGGCUGGAUAUGCUUGUGUGUGCUUGGGAUUCUCUACUGGUUUUGUUUUGGGCUUGUUCUCCUUUCUUUUUAUAACACUCUUCUACAUACCGCAUCCCUUAAUAACAGUCAUUAAGUGUAAUACUACAGCCACAACAGCAGUGAGGGUGCCCGGGGUGCAGCAGGGCUCCCAGGGCUCUGUGAUUGCUGGGCAGCUCACACUGAGAGCAGAGGGUUGUGUGCUCCUCCUGCAGGGCUGUGCCCAAACCCCAUGUGUUCUUAGGUUGGUGCCAACAGCUGAUCUCAGUGAGAAACUGUAAGCAGUAAAUUCCAAUGGGGGAAAAAAAGGCUUCAUUAAUUUUUUUCCCCUGAGUAGCUCAAUAAAAUAUGCUCUCUGAAACGAGAGCUGACUCUCACACAUUGCAGGUUUAACAAGGGCUCGUUUCAAUAGGCCCUUAUUGGAGUUCAGGCAGUAAAGAGUGAAUGAGUUUAGAGGUUGUCUUUCAGUGUUCUGCAGCCGAGGACAAGCAGCGUGAGGAAGGGGUUUGGUUUGUGAAUACUCUGUAGAUAUGAGAACUCAGAGGCAAGCUGCUCGGUGACUUGCGCUGUAGGGAUGCAUGGAGAUGCUCCGUCGUGCUGUGCUGCUCCUGCCCUGCAGGUGGGGCCGUGGGUGUACGCAAAUGAGUGCGUUCCUGCUGGGAAGGGCUCUCAUCAGUGCAAAGACAGCUUCGUUCGUUCCUGAUAUUCUAAUGCCACGCAAAUGACUUAUUUGGUUAUACCGUGUUUUGACUGUGGCUGAUUACUCUGUACUCAGGUGAAGGUUAAUGUGAUUCCGUGUUUGUUUGACACUGCAAUAAUUACAACUCACAGUCAACAAAAACUGCAGUUGAGUUUUUAAUUUUCAUUCAUGCCGCGUUUUGUUCCCCAGCAUUGUCUGGGGCUGAGAUAAAGUCAGACUUGCAAUAGAGCGGCACAAUGAGAGAUGCUGACAGGAUCCGCAGCAAGAAAGUCCCGGUGUGGGAUGCACAGGGGGCUCCAGCACUGCAGGAGAGUCAGCCCUGGUGCUCCAGCAGUGGUUGUGCAGCAUGCAGAGGCUGCAGCUCCUCGGCCUCACUGCUUACAGCAUUCCUUUAGCACAAAUAAACGCCGCCAUCGAUGCAGCCCGGGAAUUGCUCAGACACCACUUUGAGAGCGUCUGUUCUAUUUUGCUGCGUUUUGAAAAUCCCGGUUUUCUGCGGGCUCCUACCUCCGGUCCCAACGCCUGGUUCCUACAGGGGAGCUUAGUGCUCAACCCAAACUUCUUUCUCCCGCAGGGUCGGUCCGUGGGAGCGCUCCAGGCAGCUCGUGGCUUUUCUUCCGUAGUUCUUCUCCAAGUGCCGGCCGCCAACAGGCAGCUCCAAGCCGAGGUUCCUCGCUGUGCCUUCUCGUGCUCUGCGCUGCUCGGUGCCAUUUAAGAGGUGGCCGAGGAGCCCUGCGGCGCCGGGCGGGUCUCGUUCCGCAUCCAGACGUGCAGCUCCCCGGGCCGGAGCGGUGCUGAGGCUCUGCCCCUCGGGGCGGUGCUGCCCGGCCCGGUCCGCACGUGAUCGUGGCCGCCCCGGUGCUGUACCUGCGGGCGGCUCCGCCCCGGCCCGGGAAGAGAAGGAGCGGCCGGUGGGACGGGGCCGCUCGAGAGGGGGCUGCCCCGUGCAGGCAGCGGCCAUGGCCUUCGGGAAGGCGCCCAAGGACCCGUUCGGUACCGCCGUGGGGAGCCUGGUGGACCGGGCGACGUUCGGAUCGCUGCAGACGGAGGAGUGGGGGCAAUUCAUGCACAUCUGCGACGUGAUCAACGCCACCGAGGAGGGGCCUAAGGAUGCAGUCAAAGCGUUAAAGAAAAAGCUUGCAAAAAACUGUAACCAUAAGGAGAUCAGGCUCACCCUGUCUCUGCUUGACAUGUGUAUGCAGAACUGUGGUCCAAGGUUCCAGUCUUUAGUUGUGAAGAAGGACUUCUGCAAGGACAGGCUGGUGAAACUGCUGAAUCCCAGAUACAACCUGCCCAUUGACUUACAGGAGAAAAUCCUGAGCUUUAUCAUGAUCUGGGCCCGAGGGUUCCAGGGAAUGGUGGAUGUGACCGAAGUAAAAGAAGUUUAUAUUGAGUUGCUGAAGAAAGGAGUGGAGUUUCCAUCUUCUGAUACCAGCAAAGGAAAGCCUAAGCAGUCCCCAUCUCCUGCAAAGUCAUCACCAUCUUCUGCUAAUCCCCCAAAACGUUCUUUGCUGCCUCUUCCCACGGGCCCAACGUUACUGCUGACACCUGAGCAGAUUGGGAAACUGUACAGUGAACUGGAUAUGGCGAAAAUGAAUGUGAGAGUCAUGUCAUCGAUAUUAAGAGAAAAUGUUCCUGGCUCUGAGAAUCCGGAUGAUAUGAACCUUUUACAGAAGCUGUACAAGACGUGUCGGAUGAUGCAGGAGCGGAUCAUGGAGCUGCUGGUGACGGUGGAGAAUGAAGAUGUGAUAGUUGAGUUAAUACAAGUAAAUGAAGAUCUGAAUAAUGUUCUCAUGGGACACGAAAGGUUCUCUCGAAACAGAGUUCGAUUUUUGGAGAACCAGAGAAUACAGCGCGACCGUGAAGAGCUGUACAGGAAACAGCCGUCUGCUCCCUCCAGUGAUCUCCUUGACCUCUCUACAGAUUCUCCAUCUCCUAUGGCUGCAGUGCUGGGGAAUGACCCUGCAGCAUCUCAGUUUCCAAGCCCCAAUUCUGUAUCUGCACACCCUGAAGAUACAACAAGGCCCAAUCCAUCCAUUUAUCCCCAGCUGGAUUUAGCAACUGCUGCAAAAGCUCAGCAGUUCCCAUUUGCAACUGAAGCACAAAACAGUAGUGUAAGCAGCCCAGCUGGACAUACAUAUAGCAACCUGGCAACUCUUUUAAGCCCAGUGCCUCUGAGUCCAGUAAAUCUGCAGGCUGGACACACUACAUCAUCAAAUGGAGCAUCACCAGCAGCUGCAUCAAAGAACAAGUUGCAGUCACCUCAUUACUACGAGGUAAUGGAGUUUGAUCCUUUGGCUCCUACAGAAGCCAUUUAUGAAGAAAUUGAUGCCGUUCUGCUGAAGCCAGAAGCUGAAAAGCAUUCGGAAUGCUGAAGGUGGAGGUCUGAAUACACAAGUUACUCUGGUGCUGCUCCCAGGCAAUGCUUCAUGUAACGUAUGCGUGAACAACAGCAAUGAGAAGUAGAGAAGUACUUGGAUCCACACCUGGAGAAUCUGCCUCACGUGUUCAGCUGUGUAUUAUUCGAGGUGACUUACCUGGUUACUGUUUUUGUACUGUGGCCUUCAAAAUAUAAUUUCCAAAGUCACCUGUGUAUGAAGUAGCACUUGACAUCAAAAACAAGGAAAUUUAGAGCACUCUCACAGCCAUAGAAGAAAGCUUUUCUUCUGUCUUAAUCAGUUCUUUCAUACUACAUAAUCCUAUGUUUGUUUUGGCCAUGUUGAUGUCCUUGAAAUUCUCUCCCUAUAAACAUAUAGAUGUUCUUUUUGAAACAUAGGACUUACCUAAAAUUGAGCCUUUUGAGAGAUAAAAAAGAUACACAGUUACCACUUCCUUACGUUUAUAGUCUGAAUAUGGAUUUUGUUUUCUUUGUAAAACCCCACAAAUUAAUAGGAUUUUUGCCUUGGUGAGCACCUGAGCAGGGACAUGAGAUGCUGUCAUCUGUGAUCAACAGAGCAGAGCAAAGCUGUGUGUUGCCAUGUUGUGGUUAUUAGUAAAUAGUGGAAGGGGAUCACUAUUUUUUCCAAUGUUCCUGCCCUGCAGAGCUUGUUCUGGUGAAGGAAAAAUAUCCAUCUACAGUGCAAAUAAGCAUUAGUUAUCCAUUGAUUUUAAUCAAAUAACUUAAAGCUGUUUUUAUCUCUCAAUAGCUUAAGUGCCUUGUCUAUUUUAAUGCUGAAUGCAAUAUCUGCACUUUAAGAUAUAGUUCUCUGAAGUUAUAACUGAUAAAAUAAUAUUGAGAACGUGGUUCAUGUUCGUAGCUGAUAAGCCAACUUCAUCUUUAAGUGCUGCAUUUUAAGUGUUCAUUGUUACCUGUUUAAGUGACACAAACACUUAAAGCCUUAAGGAAUUUCUGUAGCAUAGAAUUCCAAAUAAAAGCAAAUGCUUCCUGAAUA
Coturnix japonica (Japanese quail) is the source of this 7147-nucleotide messenger RNA. It is a transcript of the gene TOM1L1, whose product is annotated as target of myb1 like 1 membrane trafficking protein. NCBI's taxonomy places the organism in Eukaryota, Metazoa, Chordata, Aves, Galliformes, Phasianidae. Gene Ontology annotation, molecular function: ubiquitin binding; phosphatidylinositol binding; clathrin binding. Gene Ontology annotation, cellular component: endosome; membrane. The record is from RefSeq and is a predicted model, not a curated record. Gene Ontology annotation, biological process: signal transduction.